Owenia fusiformis is the source of this 1291-nucleotide messenger RNA. Lineage: Eukaryota; Metazoa; Annelida; Polychaeta; Sabellida; Oweniidae. The record is from the annotation of a GenBank genome assembly.
ACCGCCAUUUUGAUUUCUCGCUAGAAAAUAUCCACUCAAGGGUAAAGAGACUUUUGCAAAUGGAGGAUGGAGUUGUAGGAAGCAUUUGGAUACAUAAAUGUGGACAUGGAGAAGCUUAGCCGUCCUAAAGUUGGAAUUGGUAUAUAUGUGUUGAGUGAGAAACAUCCAGGGUGCAUCCUGUUAGGGCAAAGGAAAGGUGAUGUGUUUGGGACAACAAAAUAUGGACUACCAGGUGGCCAUUUAGAAUUUGGUGAGGAAUGGUUAGAGUGUGCUUGCAGAGAAACACUUGAGGAAACUGGUCUUUCUCUAGUAUCAGCUGCAAUAGCAACAGUAUCCAAUGUAGUAGACCAAGCUUCAAAGUCACAUUACAUAGAAAUCACAGUAGUAGGCUACACAGUGGGUGAACCAAUGAACUUAGAACCAGAUAAAUGUACAGGCUGGAUGUGGACAGCAUGGAGUGACUUACCAAAACCUGAUAAGUUAUUUGAGCCCAUUAACCAACUUCUAAAACUAGGCUUCAAUCCUUUUGACAUUCCCAUGGAUGAAUUUUUGGAACUAAAAAUGGAGCCUGGAAAAACAAAUGCUGAGUGUGGAGAGGAUUCAGAUAUUAUCUCAUCUGGUGAACCUUCUCCCAAGAAAGUGAAAACUCAGAAUGAAGGAGAAACAAAUAGUGUUGAUGCUAAUAUAAAUAAGGAUCGCUCUUCAGAAGCAACUUUAUAUAGAGCAAUGUUCAAAGAUAUUAACAGAUAUCUGAAGUCAAAGAAAUCAUGCAACAUUUCUCCAGAAAAUAUUACCUCAGGUAUUAACAAUCACAAUGACAGUAACUCUCACCGUCCAGGUGUGGGGGUAGGGGCGAUAGUGACUGACCCCAUACAUCACCCAGGGUGUGUACUAAUGGGGGUGAGGAAAAACAAAAUGGGCUUGGGAUUGUAUGCUCCACCAGGAGGACAUCUAGAAUACAGUGAAGAUUGGGUAGAAUGUGCACAAAGGGAACUUGUAGAAGAGUGCAACAUAAAAUUAUCUAAUCCAAGAUUUGUUCAGGUUGUUAAUGCAACUGAAUUGGAGAAAAACUACCAUUAUGUGACAUUGUAUAUACAAGGGGAGUUGGAUGAAAGCUUCAGGAAGGAACCAGAAAAUUUGGAGCCAGAAAAAUGUGAAGGAUGGGAGUGGAUAUCCUGGGAUAAUUUCCCACCUCAUGAGCGACUGUUCCGGCCAAUGCAGUGCCUACGGGAUUUGAAGUAUGAUCCUAUUGCAAAUAUUCAGACACCCCAUGGCCCUGAAUGAUAUUGUU